This is a messenger RNA of Poecilia reticulata (guppy), 5793 nucleotides long. RefSeq names its product divergent protein kinase domain 1Ab (gene dipk1ab). Lineage: Eukaryota; Metazoa; Chordata; Actinopteri; Cyprinodontiformes; Poeciliidae. The record is from RefSeq and is a predicted model, not a curated record.
GAAACAAACCUGGAAUGUUGCCUUGAUUCUUUCAUGCAUGUUUGAGAAGUACUUUAAUCUCCCAUGGCAACCAUUCUGCUGUGCAAAACGUCUUGAUGGGCCUAGCUCCGCCUUUGAAACGCAGCUCCUCUGAGCUUCCACCUCACAGAGCAGCCCAGACCAGCCAGCAGCAAUUAGCAAACACCUAGUGGAGCUGUGUGUCUGCUGAGCUCAUGAGAGGAGCUAAAAGGUUUGUAGAGGAGGUUAAUGUCCGACUUCCUGAAAGUGGAGUUUCAGAGCGAGCAGAAGUUUUUAAAGAGGAAGUCAAAUUUCUUUUACAUCAUAAUUGAUUUAUACGGCAUUUUUAUAGCAACUGAAGGUUACAUAGUUACUGUUGUGAAAUGAGACUACGUGCCUGGAAAAUACAUAUAUUUCAGUUAUGUGAAAUAUUUCAGUAAUAAUAAAAAUAACAAUGUGAGUGCUUUUACUGCUCAAACUCUAUGUCAAAAUAUGUGUUUUAUUACAGAUAUUGAUGCUGUGAAACAGAAAUCCUUUUACCUAAUGAAUCAAAUUUAGGAAACGACGCUGUUGAUGUUUUCUAGACAGAGAAUUGUACCGCAAGCGUUAGAAAUCUUUUUUAUAUCGUAUUAGAUUUGAUUAAAUGAUUUAAUCACAGCUGACAUCAAAUCAAACAAUACAGUCUGUCAUUCUCAGUGUUUCCUCUGCACUGCUGCUGUUUGCUAGUUCUCUUAUGAAACAUUUUUCAUCUACCCACUCAAAGCUUCAGGGUACUCAGCGUUACAGCAUCCUUUAAAUGCUCUCCAGACUCUAAUUUGCUCUCUUAUUAAAUCCGUUUUUCUUGACAAUGACACCAGGUUUGUUUCAAUCCUUUUUUCUGCUGUCACUAUAAGGAAUGAAGCCAGGCGGCCAUCCUCCAGCUCUGUUAUUCUGUAUAAAUCCUUUUUCUUUGUGCAAUUAACUUCCUUCUCCAAUCAGCAAAAACAAAUUGCUCUGUUGUGAUCAAUGAUAGGAACAGUGCCGAUCAGAUAAAGGACUGUAUAGCACAUUUCAUUGGUCCAGUGGCUUCAGAUGGAGUCUUACUGUGCAUAUAAAUGUUGAUUUAUUAGAUACCAGAUAAAUGAUUCCAUUCAACUACUGAUUUUUAUGGAAAAAAUGUCAAAAUAAAAGAUGUUUUUAAUAUGGUGUGUUGGUUUCUUUACACAUAUGGACCACUUUGUGUCAGUCCAUCAGAAAAAUAAAUUGCAAUAAAAUACAUUUAAAUUUGUGAUUGUAUCUUGACAAAAUGGGGAAAUGGGUCAGUUUCAUACUAUUUCAUUCAAAAAAAUAAUAAAAGCUCCGUUAAACUAAAAAGUUGUUGCUGCAGAUUUUCUUCUAUCUUCGAUUGAUCAGCUGAUAUUUUUAGCCCUCUGCCUCGCUCAUUCUCUACCUCUGCAGUCAGAUGAAGAGGCAGCUGGUGAGACUGAACCAGAACCAGGCUGCAGGUCCAGAUGGUGUCAGUUUCAGGGUCCUGCAGAACUGUUACAGACCCACUAUGUGGGGUUCUGAAGCACCGCUUCUGCCUCAGCCUGACUGAAAACUAUCGGCCUCCUGGCCCACCUGACCAGGAGGCCUACUGCACCUACUGCAGAUUGGCUAUUUCAUGGAGCUACAGCUGAAGACCUCAUCAUACAAAGCAGGCAGCACAGUGAGGAUCGUGUUCUUUGAUUUCUCCAGAACAUUUAGCACCAUUCAGCCUGAUUUGCUUUGUCAGAAACUCCAAAAAGUCUCAGCUGGAGGCCUCAACAAUCGCCUGGAUUAAGUAUCAUCUGACAAACAGACCACAGUUUGUGAGAUCAUAAGGUUCUGUCUAACUAGAACCAGGAGAACCACAGCCAACCGUUCUCUCACCGUUUUUUUUCACUCUGUACACUUUGAACGUCCAGAACAAGUCCUAGUCCUACCACCUGUGGAAGAUACAUAGAUGUCUCUGCUGUUGUCAUGUGUAUGAGUAAGGGUUAGUGACCAGGGGAGCUGGUCUGGAGGACACCAGGAGAACCGUUUCUUGCCUUGUUUUGUUUGUAUGUCCAUUCAUGUGGUGUGUGUCCCACUGUGUCACAUCAUAGCAUCAUAGGCAGUGCAGGAAAACAUUCAUAGCACAGGUGGAUGUUGGCAUGUAGGUCACCUACAGUUAAUGAUUCAGCACAAAAUUAAGGAGGUAGUUCAUUUUUUAAAGAAUCUUAUGUCCGUUAGAGCAUCUCUAGUGAAAACUCUCCACACAAUAGGUCCUGAUGCUACAUUCAAAGUUUAUGUCUGGAUUUACUGUGUCGGGCUUCUUCUGGUGCAGAAUUAUAACAAAUGUCUCACCUCAAUGACAUAAAAGUCAGAUAAAGUGCGACAUGUCCGUUGUGACCACAGACACUUUGAAAACUUGAAAACAACAGGAAACGUAGAUUUAGCAUCAUAUGUGGAAGUGACACAAAUCAAUCUUUUCAGGGAUGGAAAGAGUUUAAAAAGAUCUGAAUUUGACCACUUAGGUUUCAAUCAAAAAGUUGGAUGUGGGUUGCAUUUGUCUGCUGUAUGAAUGUAACUGUGGAGUCCUCACAUAGCUGAUUUUUUUCGACGGUGUGGCCUUGUGUUUAGAUGGUGGCCGAAAAAGAGACUCGCCCUGGACACCAUUCAUGCAAGGACCGCCACUGCCAAACACUAAUAAUCAGACCAGAAAGGGUCUCACUAAAAAUUAUACUUCUUCAUUUCAUCUGAGUGUCUUAAAAACAAUCACAUAAAUCUGACAGAUAGAUAAAAGCCAAACAGCAGCAAUUGCCCCAUAAAAACCACCAGCUUUAUAACAGGUAACUGUCCUCGCUCUGUAAUUGGUCUAAAACGCCCCCCUACAUCUCUCCCCCCCGCCCCCCAGCAGAGAUCAUGGCCCCACAUGAGGGAGCCUGGGCUGCAGUCGGCGGCGCGGCUCAGUCUGCCUCCUCCUCGCCGCGUCCCGGUUCUCAUCCCCGGCGCUGCCGCCAGGAUCGAUCAUGUUGUAUCUCGGGAUGUUUUCCACGGCUGGCCCGCACGAUGCCGCCUGAUGCGGAUGCAUGAGUGUGUGGCAAACUGAUUCAGACCGCAGCAGAUGUGAGAUGCCCUUGCCUUCGCCAUGGCCAAAGGUCCGUUUCCAUGGGGGGUCUUAAGAAAGCCUCUGUACGUCCAGGCCAGAUUCUCCUACCUACACAUGAAGUACCUGUUCUUCUCCUGGCUGGCUGUGUUCGUAGGAAGCUGGAUUGUGUAUGUGGAGUACUCGACCUAUACAGAGCUCUGUCGAGGACACGACUGCAAAAAUUCCAUCUGUGACAAAUACAGGAAAGGAGUCAUCGAUGGCACAGCCUGCAGCAGCCUGUGUGAGAAGGAAACACUUUACCUGGGGAAGUGCUUCACUGCCAAACCUAACAGCCAGGUUUACUCAGGAAACUGGGGAGAUUUACAAGGAGUCAUUAAGUGCCAGAUGGAGGAGGCCCCCCAUUAUGAUCUUGGAGGCGAGAUGGAGCCUAGAAAGGAGGCUGCUCCUGCUGCUUUCAACAAGCCCACCAAGGGAACCUCAGUGGAAAAGUUCAGAGAGAUGAUAAUCAGUCACCUGAAGGCAAAAGUCGGGGAUCAAGCCAAUCUCGCAGACCUGGCAACCCAGGUAUUGUCCUUUACAGAUUCCAAUAAAGACGGCCAUAUCUCGCUGCCAGAGGCUCACUCCACGUGGGCCCUGCUGCAGCUCAACGAGUUCCUGUUGGCGCUCGUCCUGCAGGAACGAGAUCACACACCCAAGCUGCUCGGCUUCUGUGGAGAUCUGUACAUGAUGGAGAAGGUUCCGUACUCUCCCCUGUACGGCAUCAGCCUGCCUUGGAUCGUUGAGCUGUGGAUUCCUGCCGGUCUGCGGCGCAGCAUGGAGCAGUGGUUCACCCCCUCGUGGCCCCACAAGGCCAAGAUCGCCAUUGGCCUGCUAGAACUGGUCGAGGACAUUUUCCACGGCACCUACGGAAGCUUCCUCAUGUGUGAUGUGAGGACUACCACCUUUGGCUACAACGAGCGGCAUGACUUUAAGGUCGUGGAUGCACGCUACAUCAUUCCUGAAGCCACCUUCCAGGAAAGAAUCAGACAACAGCGCUGCGACGUAGACGAGGACUGUCUGUAUGGGACCAACUGCCUCACUAGCUGCGACCUCACCAAGCAUCGCUGCACACCUGAGGUCACCAGGCCAAACUUGGCAAAAGUCUGUGACACCCUUAAGAAUUACAUCCUAAGAGGAGCACCGUCUGACCUGAGCGAUGAGCUUGAGAAACAGCUCUAUGCUUGUAUGGCAUUGAAAGGUUCAGCAGAACAGAUGGAGAUUGAGCACUCCCUCAUUCUGAACAACCUUAAGACUCUACUGUGGAAGAAAAUCUCCCAUACAAAAGACUCCUAAUCAAGACACCUGGGCGUUCUUGCUUCUUUAAAACGGACAAUCAGUUUCAUAGUGGAAGCAUUCCACUUAUAUUUAAUAUUACUUAUAUACAUGAUUUAAUUAUAAAGCUGUCUUUUCAGUCAUUUCAAUAUCACCUCAUGUAUAUUUAUACCACAUAGUAAACAUCGAACGGUUACCGGUAUCAAGUUAUAUCUCAUCAUAAUAGACUAGCUUAGAAAAGGUGAUUUGUUUCAGUAAUUCAGUUCAAAUAGUUUGACUUACUCUAUACAGUUCACUGUGGCUGCGUCUCAGACUGGUAACAGGAGUCCAGUUUGAGGUGUUUGGGGCUUUGUGACAUAGAAAAUGGGUUCACCAUGGUCAUGAAAGAAUGGACACAGUCAGCAACAAUAAUCAGGUUUAAACAAUGGUCAUAUGGUCUCAAGAGGCACAAAGUAUCCCAAGAUGUAUUUGCCAAACCAUUAUACUACCACAAGUCUGAACCACUGAUGUUUUAUGUUGCUUACACUAAAUUCUGACCCUAGCAUAUGAACAAUGAAGCAAGAAUCAGGACUCAUCAGACCAGGCAACGUCUUUCCACUCUGGUGUUGUCUGAUUGUGAUAGAUGUGGGGGGGGGGGGGUUUAUAUGUAGUUCUUCUGCUGCAGAAUCUACCCUGCUCCAGGGUUUAAUAUGUUCCAUUAUCAGAAAUAGUAUUCUUCAUUCUUUGCUUGUCACAAGUGGUUAUUUGAGCUAGUGUUGCCUGUCGAUCAGCUGGAGCCAGUCUAUCCAUUCAUCGACAUCUAUGAGGUAUUUCCAUAUAUUGCUAUUAGCUGUAUAAGUUAUCUUUUUUGGACCACUCUCUGUAAACUCAAGAGACGGUUGCGUAUUUCAAUCCAUGUUUUAUCAUCUACAACAAAUUCCUACCCUGCCAUCUUAAUCGGCAAUUUCUGAAAUACUCAAACCAGCCUGUCAGGCACCAGCCUCUGUCUGUGCCACAUUCAAAUUAACCCUUUUCUGCAGCUCGGAUGGAACACCUCGUCUUCACCACGUCUUUAUGCCUAAAUGUUUGGAGUUUCUGCCAUAUGGUUUAAUUGGGGGUUUCCAACCCUACUCCUUGAGGUCUACCUUUCUACAGCUGUUAGAUGCAUCCCUGCUCUAACACAGCAGAAUCAAAUGAUUGAAUUACCUCUUCAGCGUGCCAUCAAGUUUAGCAAAGGCCUGGUAACAAACUAUUCAUUUGAUUCAGGCGAGUUGGAACAGGUUGGAUCUAAAACUGGUACAACUGCAGAUCUUGAGGAGUAGGGCUGGAAAACCAUGGAUUAGAUGAUUCAGUAUUUUUGUUAACCAAUUGAGCCGAUGUACCCAAUAAAGAGGCCGAUGAUUAUCUUUAAAGCA